Messenger RNA from Anopheles nili, 1103 nucleotides. RefSeq names its product probable serine hydrolase. The transcript is spliced from 2 exons. The coding region runs from base 34 to 1098 and encodes 354 amino acids. The record is from RefSeq and is a predicted model, not a curated record. NCBI's taxonomy places the organism in Eukaryota, Metazoa, Arthropoda, Insecta, Diptera, Culicidae.
GCGGCGUUCGGACGCGUGUGCCAGGUAGAUCCAAUGGGAAAAGCCACCAGUCCCACUCUACUGAAAUCGUUGCUCGGACAUGUGCUGUCCUGGGAAGGAACUUCGAUCCUUCGGGCGCCCAUCGCCGGAGUACGCAGAGCGCAUCAUAAAGCGUACGACCUUGUAAAGGAACACGACCGACAAUAUGACGUAGAAGAGGUACGCAUUCCGGUACCUUACGGUGAAAUUGCCGGGAAAUGGUGGGGACCGAAAAACGUGCGACCUGUGGUAGCGCUUCACGGCUGGCAGGAUAACGCGGGUACGUUCGAUCGCCUCAUACCGAUGCUGCCGAAGCAUAUGAGCUUUCUGGCCUUGGAUUUACCGGGACAUGGCCUAUCGUCACGCAUCCCGGACGGUAUGAUGUACCAUUCGCUCGACAACACGUUCGUGCUGUUGUACCUCAUGAAGGAGUAUCGCUGGAAGAAGCUGUCCCUGUUGGGCCACUCGAUGGGAUCCAUUCUGAGCUUCAUCUUCACAGCCACCUUUCCCGAUAAGGUCGACUUUUAUAUCGGAAUAGAUGCCCUGAAGCCACAUAUUAUGGAUGCGGUCAAAUUUCCGGGUCGUUUGGAAAAGCGACUACCGCAAGCUCUGGUGGCCGAUUUGCGGAAUCGUGAGAAGUCGGAACCACCGUCAUACCCGUUCGAGGAACUUAUCGAAAGGCUCCAUCUCGGCACGAAUAAAUCCGUUUCCCGCGAGACGGCCCCAUUUUUAUUGUACAGAAAUACGCACAAAUCCGCCAUCCAUCCUGACCGGUACUACUUCACGCGAGACAGUCGACUGAAGCACAGUUUAGGGCUCGGAUGGGACCAGGACAUUAAUCUGGAAUUUGCGAAACGUGUCGUUAUGCCGUAUUUGUUCAUUAAGGCGAAACAUUCACCUUACUACGAGGAUCGAAAAUAUUUUGAUCAAUUCGUCGACGUGGUUAAGCAAAACAAUCCUCAGUUUGAACUGGAGUUUGUCGAUAGCACACAUCAUCUGCAUCUAACCGAACCCGAGAAGAUUGCACCGAUAGUCAACCGGUUUUUGAAAAAAUAUUGGAAAGAAGAUACAGACAAAUAGCAAAC